AUGGAAAUGCAAAACAAACAGCAUUUCGACGUGGUUACAGUAUGGGAAAUGAAAAAAAUCCCAGGUGAAGGUGGUUACCAGGCCACAAAUACAUGGAAUAAUUGCCCGAUAUAUUUCACGCAUAUAUCGGAUUUUUGGACUGACGAACAACGACAAUUUGUUGCUCGUCAUCGAUGGCCUACUGAUGGCUCUGACUAUGCCAUCGUCAUUGGAAUUCCGCAACAAUUCCAACAAUAUAUCUACAAAAGCAUCCCGAUGAAUGAAGUAAAUUAUAUUCAUUCAAUCGACCAUCGAACUAUCAUUAUAAACACACUGAAAUUCGAAUGUGCAAUCGAAAUUUCAGAUAGUUAUAAAAUGGCAUCCAUAUUUUAUACUUUAUAUGGAAAAAUCCCGUGCUUUUAUUGGGAUUUAAUAAUUACCAAUCCAAAUAUCAAUAGUUUCUGUUUAUUGAAUAGAAACUAUUCACGAUUGAACAAUGAACCUGAACCUGAACAAGAUGAUGAUGACGACGAUAAUAACAAUUCUACCAUUCGAUUGCCACCACCAUCAAUUCCAACAAUUGAUGGACAGUCUACAUCGGCAUCUACAACAUAUUCGAUGCCACCACCAACAACAGAAAUGAAUGAUCUGAUUGAACAAACAGAAAUCAUGAUCAUAGAUGAUGGUCAAAACGAUGGCCAAUUCUGGGAUGAGGAAGAAUUGGAUGAAAUUGUAUUUGGCGAUGAUUUUUAA
This is a messenger RNA of Dermatophagoides pteronyssinus (European house dust mite), 732 nucleotides long. RefSeq lists its product as uncharacterized. The record is from RefSeq and is a predicted model, not a curated record. Lineage: Eukaryota; Metazoa; Arthropoda; Arachnida; Sarcoptiformes; Pyroglyphidae.